Molecule: messenger RNA, 669 nt
Organism: Rhincodon typus (whale shark)
Lineage: Eukaryota; Metazoa; Chordata; Chondrichthyes; Orectolobiformes; Rhincodontidae
Gene: apobec2a
Product: apolipoprotein B mRNA editing enzyme, catalytic polypeptide-like 2a
Exons: 2
Coding region: 1-669 (222 amino acids)
Biological process (GO): cytidine to uridine editing
Cellular component (GO): nucleus; cytoplasm
Molecular function (GO): cytidine deaminase activity; RNA binding
Source: RefSeq, a predicted model, not a curated record
AUGGCUGAAAAGCAGACCAAAAAAAAGAACAAAAUAGUUGGCAAUGAAAAAAAUGUAGAGGGUGAAGCAGGUGGAGAGGCUGCAACAGAGAAUUUGGAAUUUCCUGAGCUGGGGCCUUUUGAAACAAUUACAGGGCAACGCAUGCCAUCCGCUUUCUUCAAAUUCCAUUUCAAAAACGUAGAAUAUUCUUCAGGGCGGCACAAAACUUUUUUGUGCUAUUCAGUAGAGAAACAGGGCAAGGAAUGUGAGAGGUCAGAGGGCUAUGUGGAGGAUGAGCAUGCAGGCACACAUGCAGAAAAAGCCUUCUUUACAGAUAUCUUCACAGAGUGUGAUGGGAGCCUGAGAUAUUCCAUUAUUUGGUACGUGUCCUCCAGCCCUUGCACGGUGUGUGCUGCCAAAAUCGCUGAGUACCUCAGCAAGUGCCCCAACGUGGAGCUCACCAUCUUCAUGGCACGCUUGUUCAUGUGGGAAGAGGCUGAAAUCCAUCAGGGCCUCCGGCAACUGCAAGCAGCUGGCUGCCGAUUGAGGAUCAUGAAGGGUCCAGAGUAUAAUUACUGCUGGAACACCUAUGUUGACAACGAGGGGGAGGCUUUCACACCUUGGGAAGACCUUCAAGACAGCUGCACGUUCUAUGAAGAAAAACUACAUGACAUUCUACAACAUGCCUGA